Messenger RNA from Gambusia affinis (western mosquitofish), 972 nucleotides. It is a transcript of the gene plcxd2, whose product is annotated as phosphatidylinositol-specific phospholipase C, X domain containing 2. Gene Ontology annotation, biological process: lipid metabolic process. Gene Ontology annotation, molecular function: phosphoric diester hydrolase activity. The record is from RefSeq and is a predicted model, not a curated record. The transcript is spliced from 8 exons. Lineage: Eukaryota; Metazoa; Chordata; Actinopteri; Cyprinodontiformes; Poeciliidae. Bases 1 to 972 code for a protein of 323 amino acids.
AUGAGGACGAGACCUGCUGGGAUUGGCAAUGUCCAUGCUGACUGGAUGGGUUCGCUUCCCUCCAUUCUCAGUGCCAUGCCUCUCAAGUAUCUUGCUGUGCCAGGUUCUCAUGACUCCUUCACCUUCUGGGUGGAUGUGCAUGCCCCUGUGGGCCCUGAUCAGAAGUCUUAUGUAAAGUACCUAGCCACCAUGUUCAGCGUGCUAGCCAAGAAAGUCAUGGUGAAGUGGUCAAUGACACAGAACCUGACAUUCAGGGAGCAAUUAGAUGCAGGAAUUCGUUACUUCGAUCUCAGGGUGUCUUCUAAACCAGGCGAGCCUGGAAAUGAGAUCUACUUCAUCCAUGGCCUCUUUGGACACAAGGUGAGAGACGGCCUGUUGGAAAUUAACUCUUUCCUGAGCAGACACAAGAAAGAAGUUGUGCUUUUGGACUUCAAUCAUUACUACGCGAUGGAUGAAGAUCACCAUGUGUACCUCAUCCGUAUGCUACAGGAAGUGUUUGGCAGCAAGCUGUGCAGCGACUGUGCAGUGGAGAACAUUACUCUGAACUACCUGUGGGAGAAGAAAUAUCAGGUCAUUGUGUUCUACCAUCACCCUUCAGCCCAAGAUAUCCCUGUGAUGUGGCCUGGCAAUAAAAUCCCUGCUCCAUGGGCAAACACCACUGAGCCCAACAAGCUUAUACAGUUUCUGGAAACCACAUUGAAAGAAAGAAACAAACAGGGAUCCUUCCAUGUCACCCAGGCUAUCCUCACUCCUACGGCCAACACUGUAGCCAAAGGUUUGGUGUGGGGCCUGCGUGAAUACCUGGUAGAAAGAAACCUGCCAACCAUAAUGUCUUGGGUUCAGAGUCAACGGCCAGGAGUGGAUGGAGUCAACAUCAUCACCUCAGACUUUGUGGAGCUCACUGACUUUGCCAACAUUGUGAUUAAACUCAACAACCUACUGCUGUCUGAGUCAGAACGCAAAUCCAGAUGA